Messenger RNA from Polistes dominula (European paper wasp), 1848 nucleotides. RefSeq lists its product as uncharacterized. The record is from RefSeq and is a predicted model, not a curated record. Lineage: Eukaryota; Metazoa; Arthropoda; Insecta; Hymenoptera; Vespidae.
AUGUAUUUUGGAAUUUUGGAAGCAAUACCAGAACCAUUGGUUGCUGGUUUCAAACAAAGAGUCCAGGAAGUUUGGAAAGACCUGAAGGAUAAUCUACAGGAGAAAGCCAAGGCCAUUUGGAACAACCCUAAGGUAAAAGAAGUCGUCGAGAAAGGUGAAAAAGUGGCCGAAGAGGCUAAGAAGGCUCUAAGAGAUGUCGUUGAGAAUGUUCGUAAUGAAAUCGAUAGAAUUUCCAAGGAAGUUGAACAAAUAAAAGACAAUGUCGACACAACUAGUUUGAAAGAUAAAGUACAACAAGCAUGGAAUGAUUUCAAGAAAAAAGUUGAGGAAAAGUCUGAAGAAGUUAAGAACAAUCCUAACGUAAAAGAAAUCAUCGAAGCAACUGAUAAAGCUAUCGAAGAUGCUAAAGGCAACGUCAAGGCAAUCAUCGACGCAGUUCAACAAGCAAUCGACAGUAUUUCCAAGGAAGCUGAAAAGGUUAAAAAAAAUGCUGAUACAACUAGUUUGAAAGAUAAAGUAGAACAAGCGUGGAAUGAUUUCAAGAAAAAAGUUGAGGAAAAGUCUGAAGAAGUUAAGAACAAUCCUAAAGUAAAAGAAAUCAUCGAAGCAACUGACAAGGCGAUCGAAGAUGCUAAAGGCAAUUUCAAGGCAAUCAUCGAUGCAGUUCAAAAAGCAAUCGACAGUGUUUCCAAGGAAGCUGAAAAGGUCAAAAAAAAUGCUGAUACAACUAGUUUGAAAGAUAAAGUAGAACAAGCGUGGAAUGAUUUCAAGAAAAAAGUUGAGGAAAAAUCUGAAGAAGUUAAAAACAAUCCUAAAGUAAAAGAAAUCAUUGAAGCAACUGACAAGGCGAUCGAAGAUGCUAAAGGUGACGUCAAGGCAAUCAUCGACGCAGUUCAUAAAGCAAUCGAAAGUAUUUCCAAGGAAGCUGAACAAAUAAAAGACAAUGUCGACACAAUUAGUUGGAAAGAAAAAAUAGUAAAAACUUGGGAGGACUUUAAGAAAAAAGUUGAGGAAAAAUCUGAAGAAGUUAAAAACAAUCCUAAAGUAAAAGAAAUCAUUGAAGCAACUGAUAAAGCUAUCGAAGAUGCUAAAGGUGACGUCAAGGCAAUCAUCGACGCAGUUCAUAAAGCAAUCGAAAGUAUUUCCAAGGAAGGUGAAAAGGUAGAAGAAAAUGCCGACGCAACUAGUUGGAAAGAAAAAGUCAAAGGAGCUUGGAAUGAUUUCAAAAAAAAAGUUGACCAAAAGUCUGAGGAAAUAAAGAACAAUCCUAAAGUAAAAGAAAUCAUCGAAGCAACUGAUAAAGCAAUCGAAAAUGCUAAAGGAGAAGCCAAGGAAAUCGUCGAUGCUGUUCAUAAGGCAAUCGAUAAUAUUUCCAUUAGAAGUUAUGAAGUGCUAGCAGAACCUGCAGGCCAUGAUAGCGUGAAGGAAAAACUAGAGAAAGCGUGGAACAAUUUCAAGAAGAUCAUUGCGGAUAAAGUAGAUGAAAUUAUUCGAGACCCUAAGACCAAAGAAAUCCUUGAUAAAAGUGAAAAAGUAAUUAACGAAGCUCAUGAAAAUGCGAAAAAUAUCAUUGAAUCUAUUCGUAAAGCGGCCGAUGAGUCUUCCAAGAAUACUGACGAGAAUUCGGCUAAAUCUGUAGCUAAUAUUUAUGUAAGUAACGUAAAAGAAGCGUGGGAGUCGUUCAAGAGAAAAAUUGCGGCGACGUAUAACAAUGUAUGGGAAAAACAAAAAGUUAAAACUGCCAUAGAUGAUGGCGAACGUACUCUUUUGAGAAUCCAAGAUAGUGCCCAAGACGUUGUCGAUGCUAUUCGUAGAGAACUUGAAAAAAGUCACGAUAAUAGUCAAUAA